Molecule: messenger RNA, 2024 nt
Organism: Medioppia subpectinata
Lineage: Eukaryota; Metazoa; Arthropoda; Arachnida; Sarcoptiformes; Oppiidae
Source: the annotation of a GenBank genome assembly
UACCUGAUUGUAUGAUUAGGAUUUUUGCAAGAAAAGAAACUCCUGAACAAAGACAAGCAUGGAGAGAAAAGGUAACACUCUGUAUGCUGAUUUCUCUUGCAUGUUUUUUUCUAGCUGGAAUCACAUUCUUCAUGAAUAUAUUUAUAUGUAACACAUCUACGAUAUUGAUUUUCAAUAAACUAAAGCCAGAAAAUUUUGAAGACAAUAUUAUUGUGGCAAAUGGUAAAUUGUAUGGGACAAACAAAGAGUACCCACUAGAGAAUAGUACGCAUUUAUUUAGGAAAAGGUCGGAAGCCUGUAAAAGAGCAUUUGGCCAUCAGAUUUCAUCAGGAACAUUUUCGGAGAGCAAUUUUGAGGAGAUGGAUAAAGUAUAUUUCGAUUGGAGUUAUAUUCAAGACAAUGGAUUUAUUGUGAUUGACAAUAAAGUAUAUGAUCCCAGCUAUUGUGAUGAAGAGGACUUAAGUCAAUUCAUUCAAGAUUUUAAGGGAUCAGCAGCAAGUAAAACCCAUUUGGAGAAAUAUGAUAAAGAUUGCAUCGAAUGCUUCAAGGAUUCAUUUUAUUCUGGAGAAGUAUCAUUUAAAUCCAACGGUUGUAUACUCGGAGAUAUCGUACUUUGGAUGGGUACUGUAAUUAUAUUUGGACUGAUCCUAACUCGCUUCUUCUUAGCACUAUUCUAUGCUUGGCAUGAAAAGAAAAGAGCUGUUUCCAUUCGUGGCAAUACACCUGUAAUUUUACAAGUUGCAUGCUAUUCUGAAGGAGCAGCAGGGUGGUAUGAGCACAAUGGUAAGAAAUCCAGAAUAAUGGUAGUUAACAAAGUAGGAAACCCCGGAGAGGUUGUAAAAGCCGGAAAUCGUGGAAAGAGGGAUAGCCAGGUUAUUCUUAUGUCAUUCUUUUCCAAAAUUCUCUAUAGCGAUCGUAUGAGUGAUUUAGACUGUGAAAUAUAUCGGAAAAUGAAACGGAUGUUUAACAAAUUUAGUCCUGAAGACUUUGAAAUUUUGUUGAUGGUAGAUGCCGAUACAAUUGUUGAACCUGAUGCUGUAGUCAAAAUGGUUUCUGCAUUUGAGAAAGAUAAUAAAAUUAUGGGGCUAUGUGGAGAAACUCAAAUAUCUAAUAAAUGUGAAUCGUGGGUAACUGCAUUACAAGUAUUUGAAUAUUAUAUUAGUCAUCAUCUGGCUAAGAAUUUUGAAAGUGUCUUUGGAGGGGUAACAUGCCUUCCAGGAUGCUUUUGUAUUUAUAGAAUCAAGAUAGUAACAGAUCAGCAUGGGAAUAUUAAGAACCAUUCUGAUAAAAAGAUUUACGAUGAAACAUGGACAUGUGUUCCAAUUUUAGCUAACCCCAUAGUUGUAAAUCCAUAUUCGGUUUUCGAGGCCAAAACGCUACAUGAACAGAAUUUGCUACAUCUGGGAGAAGAUAGAUACCUAACCACAUUAUUAAUGAAAAACUUCUAUAAAAGGAAGCUGAUAUUUUUGGCAGCUGCAAAAUGUUCAACUUGUGUUCCUAAUGAUUAUAAGACUCUACAAUCACAAAGAAGAAGAUGGAUAAAUUCCACAAUUCACAACAUGUUUGAACUGGUUUUAGUAGAUAAAUUAUGUGGAACAGGUUGUUUCUCAAUGCAGUUUAUUAUAUUUUUUGAACUUUUUGGAACAUUAACCCUCCCAGCUGCAAUAUUCUUUACCGGAGUUUUAUUGGUAAAAGCAUUCAUUGGAGAGCCUGCAUGGAUUCCACUAGUAAUGCUGGCUCUUAUAUUAGGGCUUCCAGCUGUAUUGAUAGCAUUAACAACUUUUCAGCUUCAAUAUUUCGGAUGGCUCUUGAUCUACAUUAUUAACUUGCCUAUAUGGAACUUCUUCUUGCCUGUAUACGCCUUCUGGCAUUUUGAUGACUUUUCUUGGGGAGAUACUCGUAAAACCGAGAGUGAUUCUUCUAAGAAGGAUGAAAAAGGCGAAUUUGAUGCCACAAGUAUAACUUUUGUAGAGUUAGAGGAGUUAAAGAAUGACAUUUUGAAAGAAUUUGAAGCCAAGACUAAA